Leucoraja erinaceus (little skate) is the source of this 1407-nucleotide messenger RNA. It is a transcript of the gene pinx1, whose product is annotated as PIN2 (TERF1) interacting telomerase inhibitor 1. Gene Ontology annotation, molecular function: telomerase inhibitor activity; nucleic acid binding. The transcript has 7 exons. Bases 212 to 1084 code for a protein of 290 amino acids. Gene Ontology annotation, cellular component: nucleolus. Gene Ontology annotation, biological process: regulation of ribosome biogenesis. NCBI's taxonomy places the organism in Eukaryota, Metazoa, Chordata, Chondrichthyes, Rajiformes, Rajidae. The record is from RefSeq and is a predicted model, not a curated record.
CGGCUCGCGUUCUCACCCGUCCCGCGCGUGCGCGCCUGGUUGUCCGUGCCGGUUGGGCCAGACCUGGUAUUUGGAGGCCCCGGGAACUGUGGAUCAAACUUUAUUUUAGCAGCAACUGGCGGCCCCCAAAUGAAGUUCCUCGAAUUCAGUUGUUAAGGUUGAAAAGCAAAGACUUAUUUGGAAGGACUCGAGGAGCGCGGGCGCUUUCGGGAUGGCGAUGCUGUCGGAGCCUCGUAGAAAGCAGAAGUUGUCUUUGGAUCCAAGGAACAACAACUGGAAGAAUGAUGAAUCCAGAUUUGGGUUGAAGCUGAUGGAAAAAAUGGGAUGGUCUAAAGGAAAGGGACUUGGAGCUAAUGAACAGGGGGCAACUGAAAACAUUAAAGUCAAACCCAAGAACAACACAGUGGGUCUAGGCGCAACCAAGAAUCAUGAAGACAACUGGAUUGCACACCAAGAUGAGUUUAAUCAGCUCUUAUCUAAACUGAAUGACUGCCAUGGACAGAAUGACUCGACAGCAACUGGGGAUAAGGCAUUAUUCAGCCUUGAAGAGAAAUCAAAGUCUUCCAAGAAACGAGUCCACUAUCAUAAAUACACCAAAGGAAAGGACCUCUCUUCUCGAAGUGCAACUGAUCUUGCCUGUGUGUUUGGAAAACGCAUCAAACAAAUUAAAGUAUCCAAUGAUGAUGAAAAAGAUAUAGAGGACAAUGCCAACUUACCUACUCUUGAGAACCCAAAAGCCUUAGAGCCGAACGUUGAAAUUAAUACUGUGACCAGUCCCCUUACAAUGCAGGAAUAUUUCGCCAGUAGGAUGGCGCAGCGCACAAAUCGUAAAGCCGUGCAAGAGAUUCAGCAAGCCACUGCUGCCCAGGAACCUGUAGGAAAUGAAAUGCAGUCCUCUGAAGUGGGAAUUAAAUCCAAAAAAAAAAAGCGGAACAGAAUCAUUGAGAAGAGUUGUGACUUUAUUGAACCACCCAUAUUCAGAAAACGAGUAAAAAAUGAAGAAGACAAAAAUAAUGUAUUGGCAGAAGACAAUCAAAUUAAGGAAAAUUAUCAGUGUAAAAAGUCAAGAAGGAAAGCAAAAUGAAACAUCCAAUAUCCGCCACAUGUAUUGCAGCUGAAUUGUAGGAGGUUCAGGUUGUUCAGCACACAUCAGUAUAUACAUUAGGGAAACAAAAUGAGCAGAAAUUGCAAAUGGACGAUGAUUAAUGAAUUGAUGAGUGAAUGAUAGGUUUCACGAACCCUGCGAUUAGAAAUAACCAAAAUUUGAAAUUUGCAGGAACGCAUUUUCCAGUAAAAGGCACCUGUGUUUAUUUAUAAUUGCAAAGAAAAUUAAUAAAUGCUGAGAAACCAUUUAAGUUUUGUCAUGUUAAUAAACAUGCUUCUAUGCUCUCAUUUGUGCAACAACAA